This is a messenger RNA of Oncorhynchus nerka (sockeye salmon), 968 nucleotides long. RefSeq names its product activating signal cointegrator 1 complex subunit 2 homolog. The transcript is spliced from 9 exons. The record is from RefSeq and is a predicted model, not a curated record. Lineage: Eukaryota; Metazoa; Chordata; Actinopteri; Salmoniformes; Salmonidae. The coding region runs from base 83 to 793 and encodes 236 amino acids.
CACAGUAGGCUGCACGGAGAUAUAAAGAUCACACAGGAAAAAAGGAAGACGGACUGAGCUGGCGUUCUCUGAUAAGGAUAUCAUGAAGCUGCAGACUGUAACUGUUUUGGUCUGCCUUUUUGGUGCUAGCCUUUCACUUCCUUUAUAUCAACAGCAAUUUGGAAUCCUCGCAAGUAACAGCAAUGAGAUCUUGCGAUUCAAUGGACUGACCCUGACAGGUGUAGGCUUUGGGCAAAGACAAAUGCAGGCGUCUCCGUUCAUGCCCCAGUACGUGAUCCAGCAGCAACCUGAACUGGGUCUCCCCCAGAUGGUGAACUUUAACCCCCAGGUGGGAGGCCCUUUCGGCCCCCAGAAGACGUUCCCUACACAGGGGAACCAGCUGCCCCCCGUGCUGUACACCAAUGCCCAACAGGAGCAUCCUGGGGCCUCCCAGGACCCCAACAACCACAAUAUCCAAAUUAACCACCAGCAACCUCAAAACCCUGCACAGGGGGUUCCCCAGUUCCCUCAGUACUACCCAUCCUUUUCAUUUCCCCAGCAACCAAGAAUGCAGGGCAACCCCUACUACACGUCUUAUGGUUACCCCAACUACCCCCAGCCUAACCAGAACCAGGUGAACGGGCAGAACCAGCAGAACUCGGAGAAGACCCCUCAGAAACCACAGCUCCCACUACAGGCUGCUCAACCUCAGGCACCAGGAAAGACAUGGCCUAAAAGAUUCCAGACAGAGGCUGCCAACCCUCCACCAGAUCACCGUGGAGACACAGUUGACCCUGGCAUAGACGAGGUAUGACCUCUACUUCUUAUACUAUGACUAUAACCAUACUAAUAUAAUAUAUUAUAGUAUGUAUACAUUGUCUAUAUAGAUUAACAUGUGAUAUGAAACAUAUAUUGUUCUUGUUAUCAUGUCAUCAUGCUAAACAUUUUUUACAGGGUCGUCCCAACUUCUCAUUCCUGUUUGAGCAAUA